This is a messenger RNA of Panicum virgatum (switchgrass), 3414 nucleotides long. RefSeq names its product disease resistance protein RGA5-like. Lineage: Eukaryota; Viridiplantae; Streptophyta; Magnoliopsida; Poales; Poaceae. The coding region runs from base 118 to 3000 and encodes 960 amino acids. The record is from RefSeq and is a predicted model, not a curated record. Gene Ontology annotation, biological process: defense response to other organism. Gene Ontology annotation, molecular function: ADP binding. The transcript has 3 exons.
UGUCUUUCAAGUCCCUCCCUCACCCAGCGUGUGUCGAGUCCCCAGUUCCCCCAAAUCCAGUUCCUCUCCCACAUCGAUCCAAUCACCAACCCUUGCCGUUCUGUUUUGUGGAAGAUCAUGGAGGUUACUGCUGGAGCGUUGAGCUCCCUCCUCCCAAAGCUCUAUGCCUUGCUGGCGGAGGAAUACAAGCUACUAAAGGGAACAAGACGCGAUGUCAUGUUCCUCGUAGAUGAGCUCCAGUCCAUUCAAGCGUUCAUCCUUCGGCAGAUGGAGGCGGAGCCUACUGAGGCUGAGGCGGCACUCCUAAGGGAUGCCCGGGAGCUGUCCUACGAUAUAGAGGACACCGUCGACAGCUUCUUGGUGCGUACCGAUGCCGAGCCUGGCUUGGAUCUGCGCGGGACCAAGCGACUCCUUGCCAAGCAAGCGAAUUUUUUUUGGAAGAUCAGAUUCCGCCGCGAGAUCGCCAAUAACAUCCAGGACAUCAAAUCGCGAGUGAAGGAAGUGGCCGAGAGGAUGCAGCGCUACUCUCGGCAGACUAAUGUCGGCAGACCCAACAAAGUCACCGUGGAUCCUCGUAUCACGGCGUUUGUGCAUGCUCAAACUCAAAGCCUUGUCGGCGUGGACCGUCCGCGGACUGAGCUCAUCAAGCUGCUCAUGAAGGGGGAGGAGGAGCCCGAGUCCGCAGCUCGGCUCAAGGUAAUAUCCAUUGUUGGAUCUGGAGGUCUUGGUAAGACGACCCUUGCUAAUGUUGUAUAUGAGCAAGCAAAAGUACACUUUGACUACGGGGUCUGGGUAUCCGUGUCCCCGGAGCCCGAUGUGAAGAAGAUUUUGAUGAACGUGCUUCACCAAUUUAAGUGGCCACGUACCAGUGGACACGACGGCGAGCUGGAUGAAAGGGGUCUCAUCGACAAUAUCAGAAAUUUUCUACAAGAUAAAAGGUACUUGGUUGUUAUGGAUGAUAUAUGGAGUUCACAUGCUUGGGAUAUCAUCAAAUAUGCUUUGCCUAUGAACAGUUUGGGGAGUAGAAUAAUUGUCACUACACGCAUUAACAGUGUUGCUGAAAAAUGUUGCCCACAUUGGAAUGACCAUAUCUAUAACAUUAAACCUCUCAGCCUAAAGGAAUCUAGGUUGUUGUUCCACACAAGGAUCUUUGGCUCUGAGAAGAAAUGUCCUCCAGACUUGUCGGAUGUCUCUGACAAAAUCUUGAACAAGUGUUGUGGUUUGCCACUAGCCGUAAUUACUAUGUCCAGUUUAUUAGCUUGUCAUCCACCUCAGAAGCCAAUAUGGGAGGACGUGUGUAGUUCUAUUGGUGCUACACCUGAAGGAAUGGAUGUAAUGAAAAGCAUAGUCCUCCGCAGUUACUAUGAUCUUCCUUCAUAUUUGAAAGUUUGCUUCUUGUACCUAAGUAUAUUUCCUGAGGAAUAUCCGAUCAAUCGUGAUCGUGUGGUGAGGAGUUGGAUAGCUGAAGGAUUCAUAUGUGCCAAACAUGGGAUCACUGAAGAGGAACUGGGAGAGAGUUGCUUUAAUGAGCUCAUCAAUAGAAAUAUGAUUCAUCCUGUUCAUGGCAGUGAUGAUGUUAAACCAGAGGCUUAUCUAAUUCAUGGUAUAAUGCAUGACCUCAUCAAGUCCAAAUCAAUUGAAGAGAAUUUUUUCAACUUAUUAGACAAUGGAAAGCAUGUACCUGUCUUACAUGGCAAAAUUCGUCGGUUAUCCAUAAUUAGCAAGGAUCAUUGCAUUCCAGAAUUAGAGGAUAACUCUCAUAUUCGCUCACUACAUAUCUUUGGCAGUGUGGGGCCCAAUCUUUCCUUUAAGCAUUUCCCUUGUUUGCGGGUAUUGGACCUGGAAGGUUGUAAGGAAUUGAUAGAUCAGAGCAUAGAGGAGAUUCCCUGGCUUCUCCAUUUAAGGUACUUGAGUCUCCGAUACACAAACAUCUGUAAACUCCCAGAUCGAAUUGGGCAGCUAAAAUUCCUGAAAACAUUAGACAUCCGUGGUACAAAAGUGCAAGAAUUGCCUAAAAGUAUUGUGCAACUACGAAUGCUGGCACAUCUACUUUGUGAUAAGAUCAGGUUUCCAAAGGGGAUAGGGGAGAUGGAAGCACUUUCUUGUUUGUCGCAGGUUGACAUUAUACAAAGCAAUAUAAUUGUUGUAAAGGAACUUGGUAAUCUGCCUAAACUGAGAGAGUUAGUGUUAUGUUGGGUUUCUGAAAUAGAAUCCAAUAACACUUUGACAAAUGAGCAUUUAGCCGUCUCACUAUACAGAUUGGAUAAGCUUGAGUCUCUGUAUAUACAUGGCAGUGAUUGUUCAGUGGAAUUUUUAGAUUGCUUGCGCUACCCUCUAAGGCAGUUGCGAAUGAUUCAGUUGAACAAAUGCUGCUAUCUUAACAGGAUCCCAGAAAGGUUCUCUGAGUUACUUCCAAGUCUUGCAUAUUUAUGCAUCGAUAUAAAAGAAGUAAAGAAUGAAGACUUACGGUUGCUCUCUGAAUCACCUUCACUUAUACAACUCUCUCUGUCAUCCAAAGCCAUGCCUACAGAAAAGCUUGUCAUCAGUAGCAAAGGAUUUCCAGUUCUUCAAAAGUUUCACUUGCAUUCUGCAAAGGAAGACCUAAAAUUUGAGCCACAGGCUAUGCAAAAACUUGAGGAGUUGGUUCUGUCAUUUCAAGUUCUGCCAGAGGAUUUUUCUAUCAGCAUUGGUCAGUUCACGUGCCUCAAGAAAAUUGAUAUCAGAAUCAAUGGCAAGGGCAUAGCUGCGUCACAGUUGUUCGAAUCCAUAGAUGUUGCUAUCAGGAAAUCUGCUGAUGAACAUCCAAACCAUCCCAUAGUUAACAUUACAGCACUGGGAAACUUGAUUGAUUAUGAAACCAUGGAGGAAAACUUGAUUGAUUAUGAAACCAUGGAGGAAAACUUGAUUGAUUAUGAAACCAUGGAGGAAAAUGUAAGGGAGGAAAAUCUGGAGCUGGGCAAAUUCAAAGGAGUUAAUCAGUUUCCAGCCCAUGUCGAGUGAUAUUCUACAAGGCUGAAGACUUAAAGAUUGAAGUCUGAAGUAGGAUGGUUUUUUGUACCGUGCUCCUUGCCUCCUUGGCACAAUCCUCUGUGCAACUGUUCAGCUUGGCUAUCCUUUUGGUGCAGCAAUCUUCCUUGUGGCACCAUGAGCGGAGCCGAUUUCAGCAGACAAUAAUACCCAUGAUUCCUGGGUGAACAACACUUCGCUAUCCUUAAAUCCACAGCAUACACUGAAUGUAAUCAGCGGUUUCAAUUCCACUUGUGUAAUAUUUGUGAUGUAUGAAAAGACACACUGCACUUCUAAGCGAUGUCCGUUUAUUUGUAAGACUAAACUGAGAUUGGCAUGUCAGAAUUGUCUUUGGUGAAGCAACUUAUUUUUGGAUUGAAUGUUAUCCAAUUACUUAGUAGGCAAAAA